Molecule: messenger RNA, 1441 nt
Organism: Tinamus guttatus (white-throated tinamou)
Lineage: Eukaryota; Metazoa; Chordata; Aves; Tinamiformes; Tinamidae
Gene: GPR63
Product: G protein-coupled receptor 63
Biological process (GO): G protein-coupled receptor signaling pathway
Cellular component (GO): membrane
Molecular function (GO): G protein-coupled receptor activity
Source: RefSeq, a predicted model, not a curated record
AACUUUGAUGCUUUCAAACAUUGAAUUUUGGUUUGGUAAAUGACCACAAGUAAGAUACUGCCCAAACAAGCUGAUAUGACUUGAAGACCUUUGGUUCUACAUUCAUUCCUUCUGAAGCAAUGGUUUUCUCAGCAAUGUUGACACUGGCCCAUUCUGGGACCUCGAAUGCUACUUUUAUUGUCUAUGAAAACGCCUAUACGAAUUUUACCACUCCCCAGUUUUUGCUUCGUAGUGGCACCACACAACCAUUGAGAUACAGUUCGGGUGCUGUGCUCACCACUGAGAGAAGUACUUUUCUGAUAAACACGACAGCAAUCCUGCCAUCGCAAGAAGUUUUCAGGAGCUUGAGUUUGCCACUCCAGAUCAUUCUUUCUGCUGCUAUGAUAUUUAUCCUACUGGUUUCUUUCCUGGGCAACUUUGUUGUCUGCCUCAUGGUCUACCAGAAGGCUGCUAUGCGAUCUGCGAUUAACAUUCUCUUAGCGAGCCUGGCUUUUGCAGACAUGCUGCUGGCAGUGCUGAACAUGCCUUUUGCUCUGGUAACCAUCAUUACCACCCAGUGGAUAUUUGGGGAUAUAUUCUGCAGAGUUUCUGCCAUGUUUUUCUGGCUUUUUGUCAUAGAAGGGGUAGCAAUUCUUCUUAUUAUUAGCAUUGACCGCUUUCUUAUCAUAGUUCAGAGGCAAGAUAAACUGAACCCUUACCGAGCAAAGUUUCUCAUUGUGAUUUCCUGGGCAGCAUCCUUUGUCGUUGCUUUCCCGCUAUCCGUAGGGAACCCUAAUCUGCAGAUACCCUCGAGAGCACCUCAGUGUGUGUUUGGCUACUCUACGAGCCCAGGCUACCGAGCCUAUGUAAUACUAAUAUUGCUGAUUUCCUUUUUUAUUCCAUUCCUAAUAAUGCUGUAUUCUUUUAUGGGCAUUCUCAACACCGUCCGCCACAACGCAGUUCGUAUCCAUAGCCACCCUGAUAGCAUCUGCCUCAGCCAGGCCAGCAAACUCGGGCUCAUGAGCUUGCAGAGACCUUUUCAGGUGAAUAUUGAUAUGAGCUUUAAAACUCGUGCCUUCACAACCAUCUUGAUUUUGUUCCUGGUCUUCAUAGUCUGUUGGGCGCCCUUCACCACUUACAGCCUUAUUGCCACAUUCAACAGCCACUUCUACUACAAGCACAACUUUUUCGAGAUAAGCACUUGGCUCCUUUGGCUCUGCUACCUCAAGUCUGCACUGAACCCAUUGAUUUACUACUGGAGGAUUAAGAAGUUUCAUGACGCAUGCUUAGACUUAAUGCCCAAAUACUUCAAGUUUUUGCCACAGCUACCUGGCCACACGAGGCGACGCAUCCGACCCAGUGCCAUCUAUGUAUGUGGGGAGCAUCGGUCAGUAGUGUAAAGCUGCAGCUGUUUGACAUGAUGAUGAUUUCCUUGGAUUAUUUGUUUUAAGCUUUGGUUGGU